Messenger RNA from Cataglyphis hispanica, 3471 nucleotides. RefSeq names its product protein phtf (gene phtf). NCBI's taxonomy places the organism in Eukaryota, Metazoa, Arthropoda, Insecta, Hymenoptera, Formicidae. The transcript is spliced from 17 exons. The record is from RefSeq and is a predicted model, not a curated record. Gene Ontology annotation, cellular component: endoplasmic reticulum. The coding region runs from base 91 to 2529 and encodes 812 amino acids.
UCGCAUAAAAAUUGGCGAAAAAUUGCAUUUUGUUCCUUCUCAAAUCCUCAUAUAUUUGGUAACCAACAAGUAUUAUUAUCGAAUAUUUCAAUGCGUUUAAUGAAUAUGGGACUCAACGAAAUGGUACAUUGGUAUCAAAAAAAGAUUGGUACAUAUGAUAAACAACAGUGGGAAAGAACCAUAGAACAAUAUAUUCUCGAUGGACUUACGCAUAUUCCAAUGAGAACAGCAAAACUUAAAACAGAAUUAAUUGAUGUCGAUCUUGUUCGUGGAUCUUCAUUUCCAAAAGCCAAACCAAAGCAUGGCUUGUCAACAGUAGCUUGUCUAGCGUUUCAGCGACUAUUGUUUCUUCCUUUAUAUAAAAAAUGGUGGAUACAGCAAACAAGUUAUCGCAUCUUCCUGUUUUUUUUAUUACUAUAUAGCUUGCAAGUGAUCAAUCUCUCUUUGUAUUACAUUUAUACAAAUAGAGAAAAUGAAGCAGAAAUUGUAUCUAUGUCAGAAGUAUUAGUACCUGUCGUUAUGAUGUUUGUUCUAUGUAUUGUUCAUUCCCAUAUUGUAUCAACACAUUCAGGUCCUACUAUGCUAUGUAAUCAAUCUAGACAACGAAUAACGAGACGCUCUCGACAUGUCAGAUGCAGAAACGGAAAGUCCAGGCAUAGACAAAAUUUACGAAUACACAAGGAUUCAAAAUCUUCUCAAGAUAUUGUGUCUGAGAAGGCAAGUACAGGAAGUGAAGAAGUAUUCACUGCAGUAAGAUUUGCUAAAAAAGUGGUGAUUGAGAAUUCUUCAAUUAUUAAUCAGGCUCAAGAAUCUGCAAAUGCUCAAAUAGUAUUUGACAAAGAGGCAAUAAGUACAACUGGAGAGAAUUCCAAUUCUCCAAAUGAAACCUCAGCUAAUCAUGAACAGCCAGAUAAUAUACCAGAAGAACAUGUGGCUAAUAUACAUCAAGAUGACGAUGGCUUUGAGAGUUUAAAUGGUAAUGUUUCUAGUGAUAAUGACAAAGUAAUAGGCCGUGGAAUGGUGCAAGGAAAUAGAUCACGGCAAGGUGUAGCGCAACAAAAUAAAGACCGCAUGUCAUGGUCGGAAGAUAGCACCAGUCAACAAGUUUCACUCCCACCAAAAUGCUCAGCACCCGACCCAUUAAAAAAUGAUGACAAGUUUACGGAUAGUAAAAGCAAUAUUCACAACAGUAUUGAGGAGAAAAAUGCGCCAUCAAAAGUAUUGGGCUCAAGAGAGGCACGGCAGCAGUGUGAAAGUGAGGAAGAAGGCGAGUGCGAGGAAGCUACAACGCAUCAUCUCACAGAGGCAACAACUUCAGCUACAGAAUGGAUGGGAGUAACAACCAAUAGCGACGACUGUAGUUACAGCUCAGAACUCGGUGAAUCUGAUUUAGCCAGUGAGACUAAUCUUAAUUAUGGAGAAUUUGUGGAACAUCCUUUUUCUUGGGAAUUUGAAUUGCCACCUUCUAUAUUACUGAAUUCUACUUGUACAUCAUCUGAUCGUGUUUCAUGUACGAUUUGGACGCGACGUGAUAUCAAGAAAGCCGAGUUAUCAGUGUUGGACAUCAGUUCAGCAAUCAUCGCCAGAGUCGAAUCUAUGCCGGAGAGUAUGAAUUAUUUUUAUGGUGGUCUGAUACUUAGUAUCGCAUUAUGUCUAAUACCGUCAAUAAAACGACUGAGCGAUCAUAUAGGAUCAGAUAACAUUAGUAAUGUGUCUGUCAGCUUAUUACCAAGUGAUAUGAUUCAAGUAAACUUGGAAACUUAUACCGAUGUUUUGUGUAGAAUAAUUGGUAUAGCAUUUGGAAGCACUUUCUGGGAACGAACACUGGUAAUUAUUUCGACGUUCGAGCGACUUAUGCUGUCAUGCUUUUUAUUUUUCUUACUCGCAGUCGCGGAACGCACAUACAAGCAGAGACUUCUAUACGCUAAGUUAUUCUCUCAUUUAACGUCUUCUAGACGUGCGCAAAAAUCCGAUUUACCACAUUUUCGCUUGAACAAAGUGCGCAACAUAAAAACAUGGCUGAGCGUUAGAUCUUACCUAAAACGAAGAGGUCCGCAACGAUCUGUGGACGUUAUUGUAUCAGCGGUAUUUAUCGUUACGAUAUUAUUGUUAUCAUUCGUAAGUUUGGAAUUGAUUAAAGAUCUUGAAAGUCUGCACUCGCGAUAUAAUGUCGAAGCAUUAUUUUGGAGCUUCUCACUUGGAAUAUUUAUAUUACGAUUUAUGACAUUAGGAACAAAAAUCAACAAGAAGUACAGAAAUCUUUCGGUUUUGAUAACCGAGCAAAUUAAUUUAUAUUUGCAAAUUGAGCAAAAGCCGCAUAAGAAAGAAGAACUUAUGGUCGCGAAUAGCGUAUUGAAAUUAGCAGCUGACUUGAUAAAGGAAUUAGAGAGUCCAUUCAAGAUCUCUGGGCUCUCAGCUAAUCCAUAUCUAUAUACUAUUACUAAAGUAGUAUUACUAUCAGCACUCUCGGGAGUACUGUCGGAACUGCUCGGUUUCAAACUCAAGCUGCAUAAAAUAAAAAUAAAAUAAAGCAAUAUAAGAUAUAAAAUUAAACAAAGGAAACUAUAUAAUAAAAUUUAAUGAACGUUUACUGAAAGAUAAAUUAUAUGUAUAUAAUUUCAAGUUUAAUAUAUUUGAAAAAAAAAUGAGUUUAUUAUAACUAUCUUCCUAAAGUUGGAAGAUUAUUGAAUUAAUAAAAUAGUAAAUAUAUUUAAUUACAUAUUAAAUUGAUUUCUUAGUCAACUAAUUUAUUAAACUAAUUUAAUUUAACACUAAAGAAAUAGAUGGAUUUUUAGUCAUGACUGACAAGGCAAUACAUUUAUUGUGUGCUAUCAAAACAUUAACUAGCCUAUAACUCUCUUUUUGAGGUAGAAUAGUAGUGAUCAUACUGUCACUUAAUGGCAUUAUAGCUUGAUAUAAUGUUUAAUAUGAAGUGUAUAAAAAAAUAAUUCUUAUACUUAACAAAAUGUACAAAAUAUUUAAAUUGUUUAAAUAAUGUACAGUGUAAAUAGUAAAAAUAACAAUGAUAAGAGCUCGAAAAAUUACCUAGAGAAUAUUUUUAAAAAAUUGUUUUAUAUUUUCAAAUCAUUAACAUUUUUUUAAAUAUUUAUAUAUUUUUUUUGUUUAUUCUUACUAUUCUAAAUCUUAUAAUAAAAUUAUAUUAUCUAAUUUUAUAGUAAUAUUGUUAUGAAUGAAAAAAGUUCUAUUUUCUAUAUUUUCUUGUAUUUGUUUUGUAGUUUAACUUAUCAGAGUUGGUAAUAUCUAUUCAGGCGAGCAUAUUUGUCGAUAUGUUAAUAAUAUGAUUAUGUUAAUAAUAUACAGUCUAAUCAGACAAUUAUAUCACAUAUAUCAUUUAAGACAACAUACAAUUUGAAUAUUUGUGAUCUGUUUUAACAAAUAUUUUAGGACAUAUUUAAAAUAUAUAUGUAUAAUUAUAUGUUUCAAGAAUAUAUAUAAAAGUUGAGAAAAGAA